Messenger RNA from Hydra vulgaris (swiftwater hydra), 2415 nucleotides. RefSeq lists its product as uncharacterized. The record is from RefSeq and is a predicted model, not a curated record. Gene Ontology annotation, molecular function: protein dimerization activity. NCBI's taxonomy places the organism in Eukaryota, Metazoa, Cnidaria, Hydrozoa, Anthoathecata, Hydridae.
AUGAUUAUAGAUCAAGAGAGUCACUAUCAUCAUGUCAAAAUCUGGAGCACAAAAGCGCAAAGAAAAACUACAGACAGAGAAGUUUCUGCAAAAAAGUGCAAGUUAAUCACAUCAUUUUUGUCAGUACAACCACAAUGUCAAGGCAAUAUUGAGUCGUAUGUACAAAUUACAUCAGAGAUAAUUAAAGCACGAGAUGGUAAAGAUCUUGAGUCAAAUUUACAGAGUACAUCAGGAAUUAUACAAGCAAAUGGUAGUCGAGAUAUUGAGUCGAAUUUGAAGAGUACAUCAGCAAUAAUACUAGCCAAACAUCCAAUUCAACCACAUGAACAUUUGCCGUUUGAUAACAAGAUCUACCAUAGACAAAAGGACUUGAAGGAUAGCAUACCGAGAAAUUGGUUGUCAUUUAGCCAAAAUUUUCAGUCUCUAUAUUGCUCAUUUUGUGUUGCAUUUGAAUCACCACAGUCUAACACCGUUUCAUCAUUUGUGUCUGGCUUCAAAGAUUUUAGGCGAGUUAGCCAACGGGUUGCAGAACACGAAUCAAGCAGCACUCACCGCAGGCAUGUUCUUAAUUACAUUCGUAUAAUGAAUAAUCAAGAUUUUGACAGAUUUUAUAGUACAGCAAUAAAGAAAUAUAAUGAUGAACAAACAUUGCCAUUUCGAGGUCAUAGGAAUGAAGGUGCUUAUUCGUUGGACAAUGAUGAAGAAAAUCAUGGAAAUUUUUUGGCUUUGGAACAGAUUACAAUGGAAGUAUCCAAAGCAAAAGUGUACUCCGUACAAGUUGAUUCUACACAAGAUAUAUCUGCAAUUGGCCAAUUCAGCAUUGUGGUUCGCUAUGUUUUAGAUGCUACUGUGCAUGAACGGCUGCUUUCUAUUGUACCAAGCAAUGACGGUACUGGCCAAGGCUUGUUUGAUCUCUUAAAUUUGACGCUACAGCGGCUUGGCUUUAACUUGAAAUACUGCCUAUCGGACAGCACUGAUGGUGCUUCAAGUUAUCAUGGCCAGUACAAUGGACUGCAACAAAAGAUUACAGAAGCUGCAGACCACCAUGUACAUAUUUGGUGUUAUGCUCAUGUUCUCAACUUAGUUGUGAAGGAGGCAACCAGUUGCUGCAUUCACGCAUUUUCAUUUUUUACCCUUUUGCAAAAUGUUUUAACAUUCGUAAAAGUGUCAUAUAAGCAAAUGGCAACAUGGAUUAAACUUGUUGAAAGACAAAUUGGAAUGGAUAAGAUGAAAAGAUUGAAAUUGAUUGGUGAAACAAGGUGGUCGGGUAAAUUAAAUGCUGCAACAGCGAUAUUUGGAACAUUUGCUGAGCCAUCUUCAACAGUGUUUGUCAAUUUAAUUUUAUGUCUGUCAUAUAUAAGCAAAUCAAAAAAUUUUGAUACAAAGACACGUCAUGAAGCUAAGACAUUGCUCAUGCCAUUCCUGAAAUUUGACACCAUUUUGACUGCCUUUACCUACCUGCGAGUUUUUGAAAAAGUGGGACCACUUUCAAUAUACCUGCAAACUCGUGGAUUAAAUGUGUUGGUUGCAUUCAAGAUGGUGGAGAAGGCCGUAAUUAAAUUGAAAAGUCAAUCAAGACUUUUUGAUGAUGUUCAUAAUAAAGCUCUUCAAUUUGUACGAAUGGCAAAUGCAAGCAUCAUUCAGAGAACUGAAACCAUAUUAGAGGUAAAGAUAGAACUACCAGCUAAACGGAAGCGGAAGACACCAAAGAUGUUAGAUGAAUAUACAGUAGACGAACGUGACGAAUCUAAAGCUUUAGAACACUUCAAAAUUCACACUUACAAUGUGGUGAUGGAUCAGGUAGUCCAAAGUCUUGAGUCACGUUUCACUUCACAUCGACAAUUAUAUAUGGACAUGGUAUGUUUUGAUACAUCAAACUUUGGUGAUCUUGCCAUUUCGGGAAUUCCUGAAAACAGUUUACACAGCAUUAUCAAAUUUUUACCAGAUGCCGACGUUGAUAAAAUAAAGGCCGAAUUGUUAUCAUUUGUCACUAACUAUGAGACUUUGAAAUUGCCCUUGCCCUUAACAACAACAUUGAGAGAGAAUGCAUAUCAAAAGGAUGACAUAGAAGAAUCGCUCUGUUAUCAGCAUACAAAUGGAGUAUGCGGAUCGUGUCCAUCUUGCGUGUUACGAAUUCUUGCUGCAUAUAGACUCAACGACAAAACCUAUGACAAUUUGUAUCAUAUUAAUAAAAUAAUAUGUACUAUUUCUGUAACACAAGCCGAAUGUGAAAGAUCGUUUUCUAAGUUAAAGUUAAUCAAGACAAGAUUGCAUAAUUCUAUGUCAAAUGACCACUUAGAGUCGUAUAUGUUGAUGUCUGUAGAAAAAAAUCUACUUGAUAGCCUUGAGUAUGAUACGAUCAUUCAAAGAUAUGCAUCUUCAUCCUCUGAAUUGAGCAAACUGUCUAAAGAAUAG